Messenger RNA from Planococcus citri (citrus mealybug), 3062 nucleotides. RefSeq names its product zinc finger and SCAN domain-containing protein 21-like. Gene Ontology annotation, molecular function: DNA-binding transcription factor activity, RNA polymerase II-specific; RNA polymerase II cis-regulatory region sequence-specific DNA binding. The record is from RefSeq and is a predicted model, not a curated record. NCBI's taxonomy places the organism in Eukaryota, Metazoa, Arthropoda, Insecta, Hemiptera, Pseudococcidae. Bases 376 to 2715 code for a protein of 779 amino acids. Gene Ontology annotation, biological process: regulation of DNA-templated transcription. The transcript has 13 exons.
ACGUUCAAAGAGAACCGGUUGUGAAUUGCGCACUGCAUCGCGUUUAGUGUGCAUAAUUACGAGUAGGUAGGUUUGGUUUAGGUACCUAGAUGAAUUGAUACCAUGUUCUUAUCACUGUAAUAAUCAGCCCGUGAAUGAAAAAUGUUGUUCUAAAUCUUCAAAGAGUGAUUGCAUUGUGGUUGCAUAGGUGAUACAGACAACGUCUUUUUUUGUAAACGUAUCUACGCGUAAUUUCUUGAACGAUAAGUUGAGUAAGAGGCUGUGUGCAUUCAGUGCAAUUCAUUCAGUAGUGAAAAAUGAUUGUUCGGAUGACGUUAAUUUGAAACAAAGUAGAAUCGUUGUGUAAUUUUAUCGGAGUUUUCAUGUUUCAUCAAUAUGAAUUUAUUGAAUAGUUUUUCGAAAGAGGAAUCCGCGAGACGAGUGCAUACCAUCGGCUGUUGUCAUUCUGCCUCACAUCAGUUUACAAACUAUAACUUGGGGCAGUUCAGAGAUGAUGCUCGUCCAUCUGGUCUUAGAAGUGAGCUUUACGAAAAUGAAACCGAAAUUGAAGAGCUAUUUAAUAGAGAGAAAGACUUAUGCGUUGUAUGUGGAUUUGUCUCAGCCAACGAAUUUUUUAGUUUUCCAAGUGAUGUUGACACCCGACAGCAGUGGGCUACCUUCUGCGACUUGCCCUUUGACAAGAUAAAACCGCAUUUUCGCCUUUGUGACCGACACUUUAAAACUGACGACUAUCGAAUCUCAAUUCAACGUAAAUUAUUGAUACCGACGAGUGUUCCAACAUUGCAAUCAAAACUUGUACGUGGUUUCGCACCUUCGAUUGACAACAGUUCCCAAUCUAGUGAAAAUUUCAUCAACUUUUCCAACCCAAUGCUGAAUAAAAAUACAUCGAAAAGUGCGAUUCACAGCCCCGUCUUUCUAAGCAACACUACCUCCAAUGCUUUAAAUGAGCUAUUCCGCAGUUAUUCUAGAGAUAUCACGAAUAAUCAUGACGAUGACGUUCCUCCAAAGGCAAAAAAAUUGACGUUGAAGAGAAAACUCAAAGUUGAGCUGAGUCGACAGCAAACAAAUAAAUAUUUUCGAUCCGAAAUUUUCAGAUUAAGAUCACAAUGUUCUCAUCUCGAAGAUACUGUUGCCGAAUUCAGAAAAAUAAUCGAACGACUGGACGAGAGAUGCUUUGUUGGCUCUGCUCAACCUGCCAAAAAUGGCGUAGAAGGUACUCACCAGAACCAAAGUUUGACCACCUUAUUGCCAGAAAAGUCGACCGAUGAUCCUUGUAACACAAAUACACAACCAUCUGAGCAGCACUCUAAAAAAGUUGCUCUCGUAGAAUCCGACCAAAAGAUUGCCGAAGAUGAAGAUGUUUACGCUACAGAUUCGAGUGUGCCUUCCCCAGAAAUAUCGAACGUUGACCUUCAUACGUCGGAGGGACCACUUGAAAAAUUUUCUGAAGAAGGUGGUAGUGGAAACUUAACACAAGCUGCGCUCGUUGAAUUUAUUGAAAGGUUUACUGAAGAUUAUUACUCUCCAAGGCCAUUUAUGCUUCCCUUAGAAAUAUCGAGCGACGAUCAUCAUAAUUCGGAGGAACAACUUGAACAGUUUGAUGAUGAAGUUGCGCUCGUAGAAACUGCUCAAAAUAUUGUCGAAGACGUUAGUAAAACAAAUUUCAGUCAUGAUACGGAUACAGCACCUGAACAAUGUUCUGAACGAAAAGCGUAUGUGGAAGAUGUUGACGAAGAUAAUAAAUUUACAAAUUUGAAUACCCCCUCGCCACAAAAAUUGAAGGAUGAAGGUGGUUGCCACGCAGAAGCACAAUCUCAACAACGUUCUGAAGAGGAUCCCGCCUUGAAAGAUUUACCGAACUAUUUCUCGAAUCCGACGAAAGCGAACGACGACGGUGAAGUUGUCAGUGGUAUUUCAGUCAGUCCUCAAAUUAAAUGUCAAUUGCGUACGAAUGAUACCUCUGCCAAUUCAAAUAAUGAACAAUUCGAUAAUGCACAAGUUGGGCAAACACUGCGGAUGGAACAAGUGCAAGUGACAACUCAACAGUCAAACUGUAAUGAAGAGCUAAAUGUGAGCCAGCGCAAUAGGCAUGCCUCUCCUUCAGCUGGGUGUUCAAAACGCCGAAAAAAUGGUGGCGAGGGCCCGAUUACUCGUUCUGCAAAAAAGAAAAAAGAACUCCUUAGCGUAGCUACCAGGAUACAAACCUCGGACAGUGUUCCAAAAAAAGUACGAGGAGUAUUGAUGCAGGAUUCACCUCCAUAUCGUUGCAAUAUUUGUGAUGAAACGUUUUCCAAUAAAUCUGAUUGUACAAAACACCAGCGAAAACAUUCGAAGCCAUUCGUGUGUUCAAAGUGUGAAAGACCAUUUAUUAGAAAACAUGACCUGUUCAGACAUCAAGCAACUCAUUCCAAAGAGAAACCCUAUAAAUGCAGGUUUUGUGACACACGAUACAAGCACAAUCACCAUAAAAUAUUUCACGAACGAGAUAAGCACACGGAAGUCGGCUGUUUUGAGUGUGCUGUUUGCGGGAAAAAGUUUAGCUUUAGGAAUUCUAUCGUUUGCCACAUGCGAAUACAUAAUAAAAAAAAAACUUCAAAUGCCGCAUAUGUAACCAGCGAUUUAAAUAUGAAGACAGCGCACAAACGUUACAUGUUGAGGACUUUCGUUUUGAAUGCGCCCUAUGCGGCAAGAAAUAUCGUCAGAAACACAGUCUAGUCCAUCACGUAUCAUCUAAUUGUAGUUAGAUUUCAAUACUUAGUAUCUGAAUGUGUGCACAUUCAAGUUAGUUUUUUUUGUUUUUUGUAUUUUUGAGUUCUUACUUAUUGCUGGUCCCUGGCAAAGGAGUCAAAAAAUCGUUUCCAAAUUUUUGUUUUGCAAUGGCAGAUAGACAUACCUACUUACCUAAUACCUAUGUGUGCUUAUUUUAGUAUCUAAUACUUAUUAUUAUUCAUGUUUAUACCUGAUACCUAUGUAAUGUAUAAUUUAUUUAACAAUUUGGCAAAAUAAUUUAAUUAAAAUUUACCUAGCAGCGUUGAUCAAUGCAAUGCAUUCGCACAACACAA